Postia placenta MAD-698-R-SB12 is the source of this 519-nucleotide messenger RNA. RefSeq lists its product as hypothetical. The record is from RefSeq and is a predicted model, not a curated record. The coding region runs from base 1 to 519 and encodes 172 amino acids. Lineage: Eukaryota; Fungi; Basidiomycota; Agaricomycetes; Polyporales; Adustoporiaceae. The transcript has 2 exons.
AUGAAUGCGCUCUGCACAUUCCGAUUACUGUGGAAUGAAAAGACGUCGAGGCGCGCGCUUUCAUCGAUAGCGGCGCAACAGGAAUCUUCAUCAGCCCGAGAUUCGUCCGAGAACAUCGACUUCGGACAAAACCUCUUCCCCGACCCAUCCCCGUCUUCAACAGAACCCCAAUCUGUCAAAGCCUACAUCGCCAGCAUCGGCAAGGAAGACAUCAUCUUCGGCCAUACCUGGCUCAAGCUCGAAAACCCCAAGAUAGACUGGAAAACUGGACAAGUUGAGCUAAACCACCGAUGGAUGAAAGACGAGACCAGGGCCUGGAAGAUGGACCUGUACCAAAGGCGAGUGGCCCAGCUAGAACUAAAGAAGGCCGUAACUACCCCACUCCCAGAACCAACGGAGGACGAAUUCGUCGUCAUCCCCACCUCAGAGCACGCAACCCUUCCUGAACAGAAGACUAGUGGCGCAGCAGGAUACGAUAUCUCUGCUACGCACCACCUCAUCAUCCCCGCCCGACGAUGA